CCGGUCUCCGGAGUGCGCAUGCGCAUCCGACGUUUAAACGUGCCGUCUUAAAGGGGAAGUGCCCGGCGACUGGGGCAUGGCCGGGACCGGCUCCGGCUCCGGGCGGUUCCUCUACGAGCUCCCGGCCUGGCUGGUCUGCGGCCUCUGCCGCCUGAUGGACGCGCUGGACCGGGCGGACUGGGAGCGCUUCGCCUCGCGGAUCGCGCGGGACCAGGUCGAGCUGCGUCUGUGCGAGGGGACGGACGGACGGACCCAGCGGCUGCUCUGGGCCUGGACGAACCGAAACGCCCGCGUCGGGGAGCUGCUGGCGCUGCUGGACCAGCUGGAGCUGUACCGGGCUCGCGACCUGCUGGCCAGCUGGCAGCCUCCCUCCGAGCCCCCUGUCCUGAGACCCCCGUUUCUUCCCUCAGCACCUCCAGCCCCCCACCCCCCCACCGGUGACAGCAGAGCUUGGACCGAUACCUGGGACCCCCCCAAACCACCCCCCCAGCCCCCGCCAGAGCCUCCCCCCUCCCUAGAGCCCUCCUUCCCGUCGCUGCCUCUGCCUGGCCCCCCACCCAGCAGCCUGCUCAGCACCAGGACCCAGGGUCUUGGCCCCCUGCCCGCAGCCCCCCAGGCCGAGCAGGGGGUGGAGUCCCAGGGCCCCGCCCCCCUGGGGCUGGGCCCCGCCCCCCAGCCCUUUGCCUGGCCCCUGGCGGAGCUGGUGCGGGCCACGGAUGGCUUCGCGGAGCAGCAUAAGGUCGGGGAAGGCGGGUUCGGCUGCGUGUACCGGGCCCGGCUGCGCAACACCGACUACGCGGUCAAGCGGCUCAAGGAGGACGCGGAGCUAGAUUGGAGCAGCAUCCGGAGCAGCUUCCUCACCGAGGUGGAGAAACUGUCUCGGUUCCGGCACCCCAACAUUGUAGAGUUCGGGGGGUUCUGCGCCGAGCAGGACCAUUUCUGCCUCGUCUACGUUUUCAUGCCCAACGGCUCCCUGGAGGAUCGGCUGAGUGGCCAGGGCGGGCGCCCCCCCCUGGCGUGGGCCCAGCGGCUGGAGGUGCUGGUGGGGACAGCGCGAGCCGUCCAGUUCCUGCACCGUGACACACCCAGCCUGAUCCACGGGGACAUCAAGAGCUCGAACAUCCUGCUGGACCAGGCCCUGCGCCCCCGGCUGGGCGACUUUGGGCUGGCGCGGGCCGGGCGGGGCCGGGCGGGGAGCGGGGGGCUCAGCACCAGCAUGGGGCGGACCCAGACGGUGCGGGGCACCCUGGCCUACCUGCCCCCUGAGUACGUGCAGAGCGGGGCCCUGUCCCCCGCUAUCGACACCUACAGCUAUGGCGUGGUGCUGCUGGAAACACUGACGGGGAGACGGGCCCUGGAGACCGACGGACGUGGACGGACAAAGUUCCUGAAGGAUCUGGUCAUGGAGGAGGCGGCUGAGGGGGGCGAGGGUCCUGGGCGAUCGCAGCUGGCGGUGACAGGCCUGGACCAGGACGCUUGGGCGACUCGGGUUGGCACCAGGAUCUUCCGGAACCACGUGGACUCGCGGGUCGGGCCGUGUCCGGAGGAGCUGGGCCCGGAGCUGGGCCGGCUGGCGACCCGCUGCCUCCACAAACGCAGCAAACGGCGCCCGCCCAUGGCCCAGGUGUAUGAGGACCUAGAGCGGCUACAGAAGUCCCUGCCCUGGGAUCCCCCCUCGAGUCCCCAGGGGGACUCGCUCCCCAGGGCCCCGGAGCUGCCCCCCAACCAGCCUGUGGAGAGUGACGAGAGCCUGUCAGAGGAGGGGGGCAGCUGGUUGGGAGUCGCCCCGUCCCUGCACCCCCAGAUUCACAUCAACCCGGCCCGGCAGCGCAUCAUGGAGCGGCUGGCGCUGUACCAGCAGGGGGCGCUGGACAGCCUGGGGGUGCUGGCCUCUGAGCUUCCAGCAGGCUCGGCCCCCCAUCUGCCUGAGGAGAGUGAUGAUUUUGAGCCCUGAGAAGGACAGACAGACGUGGAAGGAUGAAGUUCUCUUCGAUGCGGGGGCAAGCCCCACCCCGAAACGCACCUCCAGGCUGCUAGAACCCCCCCCUCGAUCCAGGGACCCAGGCGUCUGGGGAGGUGACUUUGAAUGGAGGGGGAGACACUCUCCUCCCCCAACCCCCCUGCAGUGGACAUGGGGCCCAGGCAGCCGGGAAGGUGCCUUUGAACUGCAGGGGGAGGUGGCACCUUGGUACUUAGUGGCUUGGGCCCACCAUGUGGCUCCCCCUUGCUCCAUGGGACUUGGGUGUCUGGGGCACAGACACCCCCCGCCCCACAGCUGGCUUCCUGGGGGUGGGGGGUCGCAGAACCGUCAGUGGGAAAAAUAAAACAUUUUAUAUAUUUUUA
Dermochelys coriacea (leatherback sea turtle) is the source of this 2343-nucleotide messenger RNA. RefSeq names its product interleukin 1 receptor associated kinase 1 (gene IRAK1). Gene Ontology annotation, biological process: protein phosphorylation; signal transduction. Lineage: Eukaryota; Metazoa; Chordata; Testudines; Dermochelyidae. The transcript has 14 exons. Bases 77 to 1954 code for a protein of 625 amino acids. The record is from RefSeq and is a predicted model, not a curated record. Gene Ontology annotation, molecular function: protein binding; ATP binding; protein kinase activity. Gene Ontology annotation, cellular component: plasma membrane.